Molecule: messenger RNA, 996 nt
Organism: Erpetoichthys calabaricus (reedfish)
Lineage: Eukaryota; Metazoa; Chordata; Cladistia; Polypteriformes; Polypteridae
Exons: 6
Coding region: 50-745 (231 amino acids)
Biological process (GO): regulation of lipid catabolic process; inflammatory response
Molecular function (GO): signaling receptor binding
Source: RefSeq, a predicted model, not a curated record
GCCUGCUUUUUUAUUUCUCAUUUACCAUUAGACAGAGUGAACUAAGAAAAUGAAUCUUCUGUUGCCAGUCUUGCUGCUCUGCGCUGGGGCCUUGGGGGCCACAUCUUCAGGGAAGAGUUCAUAUUCUCAGCUUUCUGAUCUCCAAAAGAAAGCUGUCAACCACAGCAUUUUACAAUUUAGUUUGAAGAACUAUCACCGAAAAUAUCAAUUUUUUAGCUUCAUACAAGAGGAGAAAAGAGAGAUUGGCUUUGGAUAUAUAUUUACCAGACUAAGGUUCACUUUAAAGGCAACAACUUGCACCAUGGAUAAAAAAGAUGAAAAAGAAUGCACAUUUUUUAAAGGAGCGCGUGAAGCGGACUGUGUUGCUUGCUUUCUUGCUCCAGGGGACCAGUUUGAUACGCAACGUUCAUAUAUUAGUUGCGAACUAAAGAAAUUUGUUACACAGGAGGACGAAAGCAUCAAAUACCAUAAACUGAACUUCUUUUUGAGACAAGUUAUUUGUGAGGGCAAUAAUGUUUGUAGGUUCAAUAGCAACAGACCGCUGAUCGACUGUGUAAUGUGUUUUAUUAGUAACGGUGACAAUGUCAAAGAUGGUGCUUCUUUUUCCCACUGUAUAAUAAGACCUGCAUUUCUUCAGAAACAAAAUAAAAUUCGCAGUGAAAGAGGAAAAGGAUGUUCAGGAGUUAUAACAGAACAUGGUCACAGAACUGGUGGGGAAACACUGUUGGCCUUAAAAAAGUUGUGAUGGCUGUUUCUGAAAAAAAAAGAAGCGUCUCCUUCAAAAACUGCCUACGGAUACAAACUUUCUUGAGUGAAAGACUUUGUUUUUCUCUAUAAAGCAAUCAUGAAAAAUUUAGAAUGAUAAAUGUGGUUAAGAAUAUGAAAUAACUGGUAAUAAUGCUUUUCAUUUGGAUCUUUUGAAGUAUCAUCUGGACUUGUUCUUGAAGACAUGGAUGUUCUUCAUGUUCUUGAAUAAAUGCUAUGCUGGCAAACUUA